Messenger RNA from Euleptes europaea (tarantolino), 794 nucleotides. RefSeq names its product transmembrane protein 150A-like. Bases 45 to 794 code for a protein of 249 amino acids. The transcript is spliced from 7 exons. The record is from RefSeq and is a predicted model, not a curated record. Lineage: Eukaryota; Metazoa; Chordata; Lepidosauria; Squamata; Sphaerodactylidae.
GGGGGGUGCUGCCCGCCGCCUUGCCCGCCUUCAGCAUCACCGGCAUGUGGAUCGUGUAUGCCAUGGCGCUCUCCAACAACCACAUAUGCCCAGUCCACAAUUGGAUUUACAAUCAGUCGUGUGAGCUGGAGAGCCCCCUGUCCUGCUGCACUCUGGAUCACGUCCCUCUGGUCAGCAAGUGUGGCACUUUCCCCCCCGAGAGCUGCUUCUUCAGCCUGAUCUGCAGCCUGGGCUCCUUCAUGGUGAUGCUGGUGGGCCUGCUGAGGUACGCUCACAUCCUGGAGCAUUGCGGCUCUUCCCUCCUCAACACCUUGGGGCUGGCUGCAGGCUGGAUCUGCGCCGCCGGACUCAUUAUGGUUGGCAGCUUCCAGGUGGACCAGGCCAAAGUGCUGCAUUACAUCGGGGCCGGCGUGGCUUUCCCCACCAGCAUGCUCUUCUUGUUCCUUCAGUCGGUUCUGACGUACCGCACAGCAAAGUCCAGGGGUCAUUACUGGACGGGACACCUGCGCAGCCUCCUCGCGGCCCUCGCCUUCGUUACCCUCGUCUUCAGUGGUGUAUUUUUCAACCAGGAGAGCUUUGUACUUCAACACCUGGCUGCUCUCUGCGAAUGGAUGUUUAUAAUCAACGUCCUCGUCUUCUACGGCACCUUCACUGCUGAAUUCGGGGCCAUCUCCACAGACACCUUCCUGGUUCUUCUGAAAGACAGGCGGACUUCUAAAAGCUACAGCGCGGACAGCAGCGCACCCAGCAUGUGCCACGUCCCCAGCCAUUUGGAGAACCUGGCCAUGAUUUGA